Messenger RNA from Phragmites australis (common reed), 4008 nucleotides. Its product is annotated as B3 domain-containing protein Os07g0679700-like. The transcript is spliced from 12 exons. The coding region runs from base 850 to 3708 and encodes 952 amino acids. NCBI's taxonomy places the organism in Eukaryota, Viridiplantae, Streptophyta, Magnoliopsida, Poales, Poaceae. The record is from RefSeq and is a predicted model, not a curated record. Gene Ontology annotation, molecular function: DNA binding; zinc ion binding.
UUGGUUUCUUACCGGAUAACACACGCAAACUGAGAAAACUCUGCUCAGCAAUGUUUGUAUUUUGCGGAGCGGGAUCUACCCGCAGAAUUUGAAGCCGUACUAGACUGAUUGGCGCCUCCAUUGUAUCCACAGAUUUCUUUUUUGUUUCCCCAUCAAUCAGGCAGGCCAUGACGAUGCUACAGGCACGGCAGACAGCAAAGUACCACGCCUGCGGCACAGGCACCUGCAGUCCAGGCCGGCCGGCCGGCCGGCAAAGUCGUGGAGGGGAGCAACACAGCACAAGACUAGCUCAUGCAUGCUCAUCUCUCAACAGCCAGCGCAGCAGGAAGAAAUACAAAAGGCCGCAGAGCAGAGCAGAGCAUGUCGUGCGUGCGUGCAUCCCAAAAAAAGGCCCCGACACUUUGCUAUCUGCCUGUGGUCUCUACUCUGCUUUCCUGCCAUUUUUUUUUUCUUCAUGGAAAAAGAAUUCCUCCACCUCCUCCUCUUCUCUCCUCCGCGAGUGAGCAAGCACAGAGCACUGCUAUAUUUUAGUCGCUAACAACUAGAACAGCUCAGGAGGGGAGCUGGGGAGGGGGUUAGUUUGCUGCUACCACGGCUUCUCCCAUCUCGUAUUCCUUGCCUUCCCCGCGUCCGCAUGCACCAAUCGGCCGCAACCUGCAGCAGCGGUCGUUGCUCCCUCCACAUCUGCCGGAAAACUACGCCUCCCCCACCGCCUGUGUGUGUGUGUGUGCGCGCGCGUGUGUGUGCGCGUGUAUCCCUCUCUCCCCGUUUCUCUCUGGGGGUGAUGAGGUGAGGUGAGGUGAGGUUUCAUCAGAGGAGUGAGUGGGCUCGCCGCGGCGGCCGGCGGCCAUGGCGGGUGUGGUUGGUGCGGCGGCGAAGGGGUGCAUGAACGCGGCCUGCGGCGUGACGGCGGCCGCGCUGGGAGGGGGAGGGGAGUGGAGGAAGGGGUGGCCGCUGCGAUCCGGCGGCUUCGCCCUGCUCUGCGACAAGUGCGGGUUGGCACAUGAGCAGCUUGUAUUUUGUGAUAUAUUUCACCAAAAGGAAUCAGGCUGGAGAGACUGCUCAUUUUGUGGGAAGCGUCUCCAUUGUGGAUGUAUUGCUUCGAAGAACUCUUAUGAUCUACUUGACAGCGGAGGAGUUCAAUGUGUCACUUGCAUGAAAAAUUCAGCAGCUCAAUCUGCUUCCAGUCAAAUGGUUCCAAAGCUUUUUCCAUGUCAAAAUAAUCUGCGAAUUUUUGGUAAAAGCGACGAGUUAUUAUCAGGUAGAAAAUUCGAGCAACCACCCUCCUUUAUGGUGGAUUCCAGAAAUGAUGAUAUUGCUAUUAUAAAUAAGAGCAAUCACCCGUUCAUGGUGAAAACCAUAGAGGCUGGACAAAGCAGUAGCGCUUUGAGGCAGAAAGAGAUAGAGAAUGGUUCUAGGCAGAUUAAAUGGGAACAUCCAACCCUUAGUAUUGGGGACAUGGGAAGGAUGCCUUUCUUAACCAGGACUCAAAGUGCAUUAGAGUCUCCUCAAUGUGCUCGAAGAGAUGACAAUAAAGAUCCAACUACAAAUAGCACACCAAAUGAAUCACUUUCUGAGGCAUGUCUCAGCAUGAGCUUGGGUAUUGCUAAUAAUGGAAACAAGAUGGAGGCUACUUCAACAGUAGAAAGACCUAUGCUAUCACCAACGAGAGCCAUCACUGAAGGAAGAGAACUUGCCACUACGCUAUCUCCCUUUCAGCAUGCACAAAGGGCUCGGCAUUUUCUGACCAGAUCACCAAGGGUUGGUGAAGGUGCUGUUUUUGAUCCAACAAAAGAUGCUUUUCCACAUCUUCGUGUUGCGAGACCACCUGCUGAGGGAAGGGGCCGCAAUCAAUUACUUCCUCGGUAUUGGCCAAGAAUAACGGACCAAGAGCUGCAACAAAUAUCUGGAGAGUAUCCUUUGCAAAUUUCGAACUCCACCAUUGUUCCGUUGUUUGAGAAGGUUCUGAGUGCAAGUGAUGCAGGCCGCAUUGGGCGCCUUGUUCUUCCAAAAGCCUGUGCGGAGGCAUAUUUCCCUCCAAUUUCUCAACCAGAAGGUCGUCCUUUGACAAUUCAAGAUGCAAGAGGCAAAGAAUGGCAGUUUCAGUUUAGGUUCUGGCCAAAUAAUAACAGCAGAAUGUAUGUCUUGGAGGGUGUUACACCAUGCAUACAAUCCUUGCAAUUACAAGCUGGCGAUACAGUGACUUUUAGUCGGAUAGAACCUGGAGGAAAACUUAUUAUGGGCUUCCGGAAGGCCACAAAUACUGUCAGUUUGCCAGACUCACAGAUUUCAGCUAUUGCAAAUGGUUCCCUUCUCAGUGAGACACUCUUUUCUAGUACAAAUGAGAACCUAGCAGUAGUAAGUGGUUACUCCGGAUUUCUUCAGUCAAUAAAGGGAGCCGCAGAUCUCCAUCCAAGCUCUCUAUAUGAUCAUCAUAUGAACUCAGCUGACGGGGAUGUUAGUUGGCUUAAGACAGAUAAAUUUGGCGGCAGGCCAGAUGAGGGAUCUUUGCAGUUUUUACAAAAAAGAAGUCGCAAUAUUGGUUCCAAAAGCAGGAGACUCGUAAUGGAUGCUGAAGAUGCCUUAGAACUAAAGCUUACUUGGGAGGAGGCCCAAGAGUUGUUGCGUCCUGCUCCCACUGCAAAACCAACUGUUGUGAUGAUUGAGGAUUACGAAUUUGAAGAAUAUGAUGAACCCCCAGUCUUUGCAAAGAGAUCAAUUUUCGCCAUCCGUGCAACAGGGGAACAUGAUCAAUGGAUUCAAUGUGAUGAUUGCUCAAAAUGGCGCCGUUUGCCUCUUAGUGUUAUUGUUGCCUCCAAAUGGACUUGUGCCGAUAAUUCAUGGGACCCAAAAAGCUGUUCCUGCUCCACGCCUGAAGAGUUGACCCCAAAAGAGUUGCAAAGUGUUCUGCAGCAGUAUGAAGAAAUGAGGAGGCGAAAGUGCAGCUACGGUCUGAAGCUGACUGUCCCAGAAAUGGUCGCAUCCGGCAUUGAUGCCUUGGCCACAGCCGCGGUAUUUGGUGAGGUCGGAAACCAGGGCACCACUUCAGUCGCCGCAACCACGAAGCACCCCCGGCACCGGCCUGGCUGCACAUGCAUUGUGUGCAUCCAGCCACCCAGCGGCAAAGGCCCGAAGCACAACCCUGCGUGCACCUGCAACGUCUGCAUGACGGUCAGGCGCCGCUUCAAGACACUGAUGAUGAGGAAGAAGCAACGGCAGUCCGAGCGAGAGGAAGCCGAGACGAGCAAGAUCGCGUGGAUGAACAGAGACGAGCCCGAGGGGAGCAACCUAUCAAGAUCGCCACAGACACUGGACACCACUCGAGAGAGUGACGUGACCAUGUUCGACAAGGUGGCCGACGUGAACAAGGGGCAUAUUGACCUCAACUUCCACCCGUCCGUCCGUGACGAUCAGGAGCAGCACGGCACGCAGCCCCGGCCGAUGAGCAUGAUGGGCCUCCUCGAAGUCGCGAGCCGCCCCCUGGAUAACUACGUCAAGCAGAACGGCAUCACGAGCCUGGCGGGAGAGCAAGGGGCCAGCUCCAGCACGGCCACGGUCCCGCCGGCUCCGGUGGAGAGCGAGGAGCGGACGUCCAAGGAGGGCCGUGUCGUGUCGGUGGAGCGGGAGCGAGAACCGGAUGGCAUGGCCGUCGACGAGGCCGGCGAGAACCAGCAGGACAAGGCUGCCGACGAUGCUGCUGCUUCUUGACCACCGUGCGCGUGCAUGGGCGUACGUGUGUGUGUGUGUGUGUGUUGACGUGCCUCUUAUCGGCUCCCCAUUGUUUUUUCAGGAACAGCUGGUGAGUUUUGAUGUGAAAAUUUACAAUAGGUUUCAUCGUGUUGCUUCUUUCUGUAACUAGUACGUGUACUUACAAGGCUGUGCAGCCCAGAUUAGCAGAUUGUAUGUUGCAAGUCUGUAACCUCGAUAUGGAAAAGGCAGUUGCCUGUGUGGCUGGCUGGUGUUGUAUGUAACGCUUUAACAGUGGCUUCAGCAACUCACAGAUUCAUU